AUGGAGCGCGGCUCCAAGACCAGCCAGAGGAGUCGGGACACCGGCUCCACCAGCGAUGGCUCGGAAGACUCUCUGGACACCUUCGAGGCCGCGCAGCGGCAGGGCAUACUCACCCGUGAGGAGAUCGCAAAUGCUCAGGUAAUCGAUCCCGAGCUCUUCACCAAGGGCAGCUUCUUUUGCUCACUCUCUGCACUUUUGGCCGUCAUAGGCCUCGUAGAAAUGGGUCUGGAGACGGACUACCGCUGCAACACCGGACGAUGCGUUGGGGAUGAACCGCUUUGGGACUUGCUGAAUCUGAUCUUCACCAUCUUGCCCUUGGCCGAGAACGGCCUGCGCCUCUGGGAGGCCAAGCCGCGAAGGUUCAUCAUGGGAGACAAGACAAAGGUCAAGUUCAAGCUGGACUGGGCAAACUGCACUGAUGCGCUGCUGGUGCUGCUCAGGAUUCUGGAUGUUUGGGUGCUGAGUCCUGUGGGGAUCGACUCAGGUUUGCGCAUGGCGACCGGGUUCAGGAUCCUUCGCAUUGGCCCCGCCGUCAAGCAUUGGCAGGCGACCAAGGAGCUGCGAGAGCUAUGGAUCGUGAUUGGUGCCGUCUCUGAGACGUUCAAGACGCUCGUCUGGGUGGGAGUCAUGCUCAUUUUCGUCAUCUGGACCUUUGGCAUCUUGAUCACCAUGUCUCUUAUAGACCGACGGGGCGAGGAGUUUAACUUCACGGCCUCCACAUGGACCUUCGCCGACUACUGGGGCAGUGUGCCACGGAGUGCUUACUCGCUCUUCCAGGUUGCUACCAGAGAUAGUUGGAUUAGUGCCAUGGUGGCGCCAUUGAUAGAGACUGAGCCACUGCUUCUGAUUAUCUUCGGCUUCUACUUCUGCAUCGGAUCCCUGGCGCUGAUGAACGCCAUCAUCGGCGUCGUCGUCGAGUGCACGCUGUCUGCAGCGAGGGCCAGCACCGAGAAGGAAGAAGAGGACAAGAAGAGGGCAGACACGCUGGUCAUGGAUUCGCUCCGACGGAUAUUCCACGAGGGUGACACCGAUGGCUCCGGUGAGCUGGACAUGGAGGAGUUGCAUGCUUUGGUGCACAAGCCGAAGGUACGAGAUCGGCUCAAGAUGCUGAGAAUGCCUUUCAGCGAUCUUGACCUCCUUUUCACCCUGCUGGACACGGAAAGCAAAGGGACGGUGAACACGGACAUGUUCUUCCGCGGCUGUGCCAAGCUGAGGACGGAUAGCCGCAUAGCCGAUAGCUGCCCCCCGGCACUGCGCUUUGGCGGGGAGGCGCGAGAUCGAAUCUCAACCUGCAAGGAGCGAUGUGACCACAACUCGGAGCGCAUACGCCAAGUCAACGAGACCUUGGCGAUCGUCUUGGAUCAUGUGGAUGAUGCCAGCCGCCAAGUCUUGACGGAAUCCAAUGCAGCGACCCUUCGUACUACGCUGACAGACAUGUCCAGACACACUGAGAUGGACAUCAGCAUCAUGAAGAGCGAUGUCGAUUUCAAGGAUCCAGCAGCUUCGGCAGCAAGAGAUGCGGGACCGAGCCCCAGCAAUGGCCGCGUGAGCAGCACACGCUUAAGAACUCAGGUCCUCGCUGCCCGACAGGUUCGACCCAAGACCUCGAAGUCUGAUAUCAUACGGGGAAGGUGGCUGAUUCCAGUGGCCCACAAUGAGCAGAGCAUGUGGCUUGACUUGGAUCGCCAAGCCAAGCUCAACGAAGCCAAGGGCGACCUCGGCUCGGCCAAGAUCCACACUCUGACCCCCCAGGUCCCCCAGGUCAAGGUCAAGGAACGAGCCUUCCGUGACAGUAUAGACCAGCCACCACCGCCACCCAUGCCUGCACGUGUUCAGCCUCUCAAGGAUGUGAAGUUGUCGCAGGUUGAGCAAGACCGGGCGAGGCUCAACAACCAGAUUGCAAAGGCGUUGCGGAAGCUCCAUCGCUUCGAGUGA
This is a messenger RNA of Symbiodinium sp. CCMP2592, 1935 nucleotides long. NCBI's taxonomy places the organism in Eukaryota, Dinophyceae, Suessiales, Symbiodiniaceae. The record is from the annotation of a GenBank genome assembly.